AUGAGAGUUCCUGAUGAAGAGAAUGACUCGUUAGCUCCCGAUAUUCUUCUUCUCGAAGGAGGAGGGAAACAAGUGUCAGAUAUCAUAGCAGAAGCAGAAUCAGCAGAGCCAAACGUGAAAGAGGUAGAAAAGAUAUUAGAUUACAAGUUCAGUGAUGAGAAGCUAUUAUUGGAAGCAUUGAUUCAUCCAUCCUUCUCUUUUCCGGUGAAAUCGUGCAUUUCAUACGAGAGAUUGGAAUACAUAGGUGAUUCCGUGCUCAACUUGUUGGUGGCAAGGGAAUUGUUCUUUCUGUAUCCAGACCUCCCGCCGGGAUUACUCACCAAGCUCCGAGCGGCUAACGUUGAUAAUGAGAAGCUUGCGCGUGUUGCAGUCAGGCAUAGCCUUCAUGACUAUUUACGUCACAAAGCUCCUCAUCUCCAGGAACAAAUUCAAGAGUUCAGUCAAGCGGUAUUGGACUAUCCUGUCCACUCCAAUGGUCUCAUUGAUACACCCAAAGUCCUUGCCGAUAUUGUAGAGUCCCUUGUUGGGGCUGUUUUCGUUGAUUGUCAUUCCUCACUCGAAACAGUGUGGCAGGUGUUCAAGAGAUUAUUGGAGCCGAUAAUUAGUCUGGAGACAUUAGGGACACAUCCAGUGACUGAACUUUUUGAGUUCUGUCAAAAGAAAAGAUUGUUGUUGCCGCGCUUUGUAAAGGACUCGUGGAAUGAAAACACUGCUGUCGAUGUUUUCAUUGGUGACCUCUUGGUUGGCACAGCCACCUGUGGGAAUAAAAAAGAAAUAGCUCAGAACCGGGCUGCCAAAGCUGCCUUAGAUUACCUUAAAGCUACAACUGAUCUUUGAGAUAGAUUCAACCAUUGCAUUGCA
Telopea speciosissima is the source of this 861-nucleotide messenger RNA. Its product is annotated as ribonuclease 3-like protein 3. The coding region runs from base 1 to 837 and encodes 278 amino acids. The transcript has 3 exons. Gene Ontology annotation, cellular component: nucleus; cytoplasm. Lineage: Eukaryota; Viridiplantae; Streptophyta; Magnoliopsida; Proteales; Proteaceae. Gene Ontology annotation, biological process: siRNA processing. The record is from RefSeq and is a predicted model, not a curated record. Gene Ontology annotation, molecular function: ribonuclease III activity; RNA binding.